AUGCCACCAAAGAAGAGAACUAUCAGUGCAAGUGAUGAUGCUGAGGCAUCAAAUUCAAUGUUCAGUGGAAUGGUGGUGAUGGCCAUUGGAUCAUCGUUUACCACCACUCAAAGCGUAUUGUUAGGCAAGAUCACUGAUAAAGGUGGAUCGGUCGCCAAAGUCUAUAACGCUUCCAAAGUAACUCACAUCGUAACAACUCAAGCAGAUUACGAUAAGUCGGUCGGUCAUCGUGCCGGUCUCAAUUUCCUCAAGGGUGUCAAAAAUGGUAAUCAAAUCGUUUCAGAGGAUUUCUUUUUGAAAUCGAUCGAAAAGAAUGCCAAGCAAUCAGAGAAGGACUAUGCCAUUAAGAUUGCUGAAGCCAAAGAGGAUAAAGAAGAAGAAGAAGAAGAAGAGGAAAAAGAGAAAGAAAAAGAACCAGAAGUUGCACCCGUUGCACAAGAACCAGAUGUAGAGGAUGAGGAACCAGCGAAACCAACAACCAGAAAGAGAUCCAAGGCUGCAGCUGAGCCAAAAAAGACCAAAGAGGAGAAGGAGAAAGAGAAACUCAUGGCUGAGGUCGACUCUGACUUGGAUUCAUCCGACGAAGAAGAGGUAUCAACCAAAACCACCAUUAAGAUUAAGGGUAGAUGUGCUGUAGAUAUUAAUUGUGCACAAGUUAAUGUUACUCAUGUGUAUGAUGAUGGUACCGUUUGGGAUGCUACAUUGAACCAAACAGAGAUUAAGAAUAACAACAAUAAAUUCUAUAUCAUCCAAUUGUUGGAAGCUGACAAUGGUGGAAUGUAUUACGUAUGGAAUCGUUGGGGACGUGAAGGUUUGGUCGGUCAAAGCAAGAUUGAAUCAUACACCAACAAGAACCAAGCAAUGGCAUCUUUCUCGAAAAAGUAUAAAGAGAAAACAAAGAAUGAUUUUAACAGUGGAAAACCAUUUGUAAAGUAUCCAGGUAAAUAUGAUUUGGUAGAGAUUGACUAUACCGUCAAGGACGACAAGCCAAAGGCAGAGAAGAAGAAGGCCGUUCAUCAGGGUGAGAGUAAACUCGAUAAUCGUGUUCAAAACUUUAUCAAGUUGAUCUUUGAUUUGAAGAUGAUGAAGAAGACUAUGAUUGAAGCCGACUACGAUCUCAAAAAGAUGCCACUCGGUAAACUCUCAAAGAAUCAGAUUCUCAAGGGUUACGAAGUGUUGAAGGCAAUAGAAGAGAAGAUCACCAAGCCAUCGGCAAGAGGUGACACGUUGGUCGAUCUCUCCAGUAGAUUCUACACCGCCAUUCCACAUGCUUUCGGUAUGAGAGUUCCACCCGUCAUCAACUCACUUUUCAUGGUAAAAGAAAAGAUGGAUAUGUUAACAGCACUUGCUGAUAUUGAAAUUGCAGCAAAUCUUAUCAAGGAAUCAGAUAAUGAUGAUUCCAAUAUUAUUGAUGCUCAUUACAAACAAUUGAAAUGUGAUAUUCAACCAAUUGAAGUCGGCUCCGAAGAGUACAAUAACAUUGCUACCUACGUUUCGAAUACCUACGCCGGAAAGACACCAAAGAUCAUCAGUUUGUUCAGAAUCAACAGAGAAGGUGAGACCGGUCGUUUCGAGACAAAGAAAUCACUUGGAAACAGAAAGUUAUUGUGGCACGGUAGUAGAUUGACCAACUUUGUCGGUAUCAUUUCUCAGGGUCUGAGAAUUGCACCACCAGAAGCACCGGUCUCUGGUUAUCGUUUCGGUAAGGGUAUCUACUUUGCCGAUAUCAUGUCGUUGUCGGCCGCCUACUGUCGUACCUCUGGAACCGACGAUUUCUGUAUGUUCUUGGGUGAUGUCGCUCUUGGCAAGACCGCCGAUCUCUACCGUGAUACCUACAUGGAGAAGCCACAACCCGGUUCAGACAGUACAUUGGCACUCGGUAUGAAGGAGCCAGAUCCCUCCAUGGUCCACAAACAUGCCGACGGUUUUGACAUCCCAUACGGAAAGAUUGUUCCAUCACCAUACAAAUCAACAUCUUGCUCCGAACAUCAAUAUGUAGUCUACGAUGUUUCUCAAAUCCUAGGAAAUAUAGUAAAAAUGUUGAAAACAGGAUUAAAAACAUGUUUGUUGGAGAUCAACGGUGGUCUUUUGAUGCAACAAAGAAACUAUGCAAAGCGUAUGGUCUCUAAAAAGAUAUACACACAAUUGAAACGUGAAAAAGUCGAUUGGGAUACCAUUAAAUCAUCAAAGAUCCUAGAGAGACUCUCGGAACCACCCGUUAUCAAUCAGUUUGGUGACAUCAAACAACAGGUCAAUGCUAUGGUCGAAGCGAUGCAUGACUUGACCGGUCCCAACACCGGUAAGAUCAUCUCGACACAGGAGCAGGCCGUCGCCUACGAGAAUGCAUCGUCCGACCUGCUCGAUAUGAUCAACAAGAUCAAGUACGAAACAAAGGAGGCACAUCUCGAGGCAGACAUUGCCAGUGGCAAGCAGCAGGUUCGUGCAGUGUCCGCUCGUUCGCUGGUCAAGAAGAUGUUGAACUCACAGCAACAGAAGAAUAACGAUUUGUUGAUUAGCGAGUUGGUCGAUGGCGAACAGAUAGACAUGUCGUUGGCAGAGAAGUAUGCCGAUGUCAACCCAGAGAACAUCGACGACAUCGAUGUCGUCAAUGCCAGACUGGUUGCAGUGCGUGAUUCAAUCAAAGAGUACAAAGACCUACAUCGUAACGACGACUACACCGCCGAAGAGACAUUCCAACUCACACAAUACCGUGAACUCAAAUACGCUCUCUACAAACGUCGUGAACAACUUUUGGCCGCUUCCGAAAUCGAUCCACGUGAGAAAUCAAAGAGAAACUCUAGAUUCUUCUAUCAACCAGGUGAAAACUCUCCAUUGUUUGAUUUCGCAAAGAUGAAAUUAGAAGAGAUUAAUGCUAUGGAAUUGAAGGAAUUAGAAAGACAAAAGAAUGUUAUCGAAUAUGCAAAGUUGUUAAGAGAAAAGAAGAAAGAAGAUAUUGCUUCAGAUAUGUCAAAAGUUUAA
This is a messenger RNA of Heterostelium album PN500, 2979 nucleotides long. It is a transcript of the gene adprt2, whose product is annotated as polyADP-ribosyltransferase. Gene Ontology annotation, molecular function: NAD+ poly-ADP-ribosyltransferase activity. Bases 1 to 2979 code for a protein of 992 amino acids. The record is from RefSeq and is a predicted model, not a curated record. The transcript has 6 exons. Lineage: Eukaryota; Evosea; Eumycetozoa; Acytosteliales; Acytosteliaceae.